AUGGCAUCUCGGGGCGCCGCCAUCGUGCAGGAGCUGCAGAAGUUCACGACGUGCGACGUCUCGGACGCGCUGUGCAAGCUGGGGCGGCGGCGCGGCGGCUUCCUGCCGGGGCUGACGAUGUGGUCGCCGCAGCGCCAGGACGGGCCGACCCGCAUCGUCGGCCCCGCCUACACCGUCAAGUACGUGCCGCUCGACGACCCGGCGCCGAAGCACCCGACGCACUACAUCGACUCCGUCCCCGCCGGCGCCGUCGUCUUCAUCUCCUGCCCCCCGCGCACCGCCAACGCCGUCUACGGCGGCCUCAUGUCCGCCCGCGCCCGCGCCCGCGGCGCCGUCGGCUCUGUCGUCGACGGCCGCUUCCGCGACCUGCACGAGCAGCGCGAGCUUAACUACCCCAUAUUCGCCCGGGACGUGGGGACCGCGCCGCCGGGGCCCGUCCUCAAGGUGAGCGCGGUCGACGUGCCCGUGAAGCUGCAGCAAGGCGACGCCGACGCCGACGCCGACGACAUCGAGGUCCGCCCCGGCGACUACCUGAUCGGCGACGUCAACGGCGUCGUGGUGCUGCCCGCCGAGCUCGCCGAGCCCGCGCUGCCGCUCAUGCGCCGCCAGGUCGAGGCCGACGACCGCAUGGCCGCCGCCAUCCGGGACGGCAUGAGCUUCGUCGAGGCGAGCGCCAAGUUCCGAGGCUAG
This is a messenger RNA of Durotheca rogersii, 690 nucleotides long. Its product is annotated as RraA-like protein. The coding region runs from base 1 to 690 and encodes 229 amino acids. The record is from RefSeq and is a predicted model, not a curated record. Lineage: Eukaryota; Fungi; Ascomycota; Sordariomycetes; Xylariales; Xylariaceae. The transcript has 4 exons.